AUGACCAACUCAAUUCCACUACCAGCUGUGCACAACUACGCUAACUCGAAUGAGGCCCAAGGAGCCUACAUUCUGACGAAACGAUACCUCUCUCAGAUUAAAGACUAUGCCAAGACCACAGCCGCCGAGUUGCAAGUAUAUACCGAUAAUGCACUACUAGCUAAGUCCUUGGCUUCGCCAAUUAAAAUAAACCCGGAUACCGAAACCAUGUUCUACGCACGCAAGAUGAAGAUACUACUUCAGACGAUGAAACUGAGUAAACUUUCCUUCCAUUAUGUUCAAGGGAAACUUAACCCUGCCGAUUUACCGUCAAGACGAACCAACAAAACUCAAGACAGACCGAAAACAAACGCACAAAUUAACGCAAAAAUUUCCGCACACAUCUGGACACCACUACACUACUAUCGCACACAAAAACACAACCGCACACCAACUCGACCACAACCACAAAAUCCAGAUCGCACACAACCAGAUCUAAGAUCUAGAUCUGAUCUAGAUCUAACGGAAAUACCAGACAAUACCAGAAAAAGACCGAUUAUAUCGGAGACGACCGCCACUACUGAACCUACACAGAUCUCUGAGACUGAUCAAAAGAGACGCCGUCUCCCCACUUAA
This is a messenger RNA of Gregarina niphandrodes, 615 nucleotides long. RefSeq lists its product as hypothetical. The record is from RefSeq and is a predicted model, not a curated record. The transcript has a single exon. Bases 1 to 615 code for a protein of 204 amino acids. NCBI's taxonomy places the organism in Eukaryota, Apicomplexa, Conoidasida, Eugregarinorida, Gregarinidae.